UGUGGGGAAAUUCCAUGUCCUUUCAAGUACCAUUUCUGCUGUUAAAUUGUUUCCCUAAGGUAAAAUCAGCACUACCUAUUUGGUACACUGGCCGGAUCUACUUCCUCAAGGUGAUCUAUAUAUACUCCUCAGCUGUUCCUCCAGUCUCAAACACAGACCUUAACAGACUCAAACAGCUGGAAGAUGCUCUGCAGUAGUUUAUCUGAAGAUUCUGAAGAUGUAUGUUCUAUACAGUUUUAUGCUGCUGGCGCUGCUUUCCCACAGAGGCUGUGAAUCACAAAGUGAUAAUGGGAAAAUUAAGAAAUAUCGGAGCUGCCUUGAAAUAAAACAGUUUGAUUACAGUGCUCCUGAUGGAAUUUAUAUUUUAACAACCAAAGAUGGAGUGUCUUACCAGACCUUCUGUGACAUGACUACAAAUGGUGGAGGAUGGACCUUGGUGGCCAGUGUCCAUGAGAACUCCAUGGCCGGGAAAUGCACAGUGGGUGAUCGCUGGUCAAGUCAGCAGGGAAACAAUAUGUUCAUUCCUCAAGGAGAUGAUAACUGGGCAAACUAUGCCACAUUUGGAACACCUGAUGGAGCAACCAGUGAUGACUAUAAGAAUCCCGGUUAUUACGACAUAUCUGCCAAAAACCUGGGCUUGUGGCAUGUGCCAAACAAAACUCCAACACCCCUAUGGAAAACCUCUUCCCUUUUAAGAUAUCGCACAGAGAAUGGGUUCUUAAAGAAUGAGGGAGGGAACCUCUUUGAGCUGUACAAGAAAUACCCAGUGAUCUAUAAUGUUGGAACCUGCCCAAAUGACAAUGGACCUGCUGUCCCAGUUGUGUAUGAUUUUGGAGACGCUGACAAAACAGCUAGUUACUACUCACCAAAUGGAAGAAAGGAAUUUAUUGCUGGUUAUGUCCAGUUUCGAGUGUUCAAUUAUGAAAAUGCUGCUCUUGCUUUGUGCCCUGGAAUGAAGGUGGUUCAAUGUAAUACAGAACAUCACUGUAUAGGAGGAGGUGGCUUCUUUCCGGCAUUUUCCCCAUAUCAGUGUGGAGACUUCCCAUCUUAUGAUGGAAGUGGUUACGGAACACAUAUAGAAUGGAGCAGCAGCAGGGAAAUUACAGAGGCUGCUGUAUUACUUUUCUACCACUGAAUACAGGUUCUUAGGAGGAAGUUGCUGCUUUUCUGGAUUUCAUCCAUGGCAGGGCAGUGGCUUCUCAGUUUAUGACACAACUGGGUAUGAAAACAGAUGAAGGAAGGAGCAGUAAAUUCUAUGAUUAAUUACUAUUAAAUCCUACUAAUAUUUUACCUGUACUUACAUGUAUUUGGCUUUUGUCCUUAGUUUGUCAUUAGUAAAACAUAAAACAAUCAAUUGAUCAAUCAGUAAAUAAAUAAAGUCCUUUAAAAAAAAAA
Bombina bombina (fire-bellied toad) is the source of this 1395-nucleotide messenger RNA. Its product is annotated as intelectin-1-like. Bases 218 to 1135 code for a protein of 305 amino acids. Lineage: Eukaryota; Metazoa; Chordata; Amphibia; Anura; Bombinatoridae. The record is from RefSeq and is a predicted model, not a curated record. Gene Ontology annotation, molecular function: oligosaccharide binding. The transcript has 9 exons.